UAAGGCAAAAUGACAGGAGUUUGAUUCUGUGUAUAUAUUUUUUUCCACUCGUGAAGCAUAAUAGCUUUCCGCCCUGAAAGAGUGUUAAGUUAUAUGCGGUACUUAACUACAAAUAAAUCACAUGGACUACUAGUUAGCUGGUUAUCGGUUUGUCGUGGUAUUUCCGGUUUUAAUAAUGCCCACGGUAAGACUAACGGAUGCAAACAUAACCACACUGCACUGCUACUGCUGUAUAAUCCAGGAGCGAUCAGGUCACGUCAUACGCUGAGCAAGUCAUCAUGUAUAGUACCCGGGGUAUAUCUGAGAUGUCCUCUUGUCCCAUGAGCAGCAGCAGCAUUACAGGUCUCCUGUCUGCGCUCUGCGACCGCAGCCUGUCCGGAGUGUCAUGGAAGCGGCGCUCUUUUGGAGGCGUCUCCCGUGUGGGGCUCCACCGCGCCCUCCGAAGACGUGCGUACGCCACGCUGCUUUCCAAACUUUUCCAGGACAGCUCGGCCAAACCCUCCUCAGCGAUGGCAAACGCGUUAGCCGACACACCCCCUUACAACAAAAUGCUCAUGAUCUCCUUCGAGCUGCGCGUCUCAGGUCGUGCCGAGGAUGCGGAAAGGCUGGAGUGCCUGCUGGGACAGCUGCGUGAAGCAGGCCGCUCCUCCGGUCUGACUGAGCUUGACUCGGUGCUGGAGCUCUUGGCACAGCUGGCAGGUUCAGGUCCUCCACUCGUGUCCUCGUUCAGCAGGGACUGCAUGCGGCGUGAACGGCCCGUGCUGCGCAGACCCGCGCUGCAGGGUUACCUCAGCGAGGAGCUGCAGAGGCUGGAGAGCAGGACCUGGGCUCUGGUGCUUGAGGAGGAAUGGGGAGCGUUCAGGGGUGUUUGGAGGACUCUCAGCGUAUUGGACGCUCCACCAGGGACUGGAUUGUUUGGUUUGGAGAGGAGGCUGGACGGAGAGGAGAGGUUUGAGAGAGACACCAGACUGUCUCUGUUUGGAGCGCUGCAGCACUCGCGGACAGCAGAUCUGGACGUCCGGCUGGACUUGCCGCCAGUCCCCAGUAACGCAGAUGUCAUGGGACUCAGUAUACGGGUUCCUCAGGGUUUGGAUCAGUCUGAGGAUGAAGGAUUCCAGUCUGCCUCCAAUCUGACUCCCGACUCGCAGUCUGAGCAGAGCCCCAGCCCGGAGCCUGACAUGUGGGAGGCCUUGCGCACUUUUGUUCCUGCGAGACGUCGCUGCUGGGAAAACGUGGGCUGUCCUCCAGGUCAGAAGGAGCCUCCAUACCUGACCGAAGCAGGCAGAGAGGCAUUCGAUCGGCUGUAUCGGCUCUGGGAAGGCGAGAUGAGGAACAUGCUCUCCUCUCAUACUCCCUCUCCUCUCCUGCCCCUGCCUCUGGACUGCCAGACGCAGCUAGUUAAAGACCUCCUCAACGUGCUUAUAGGCGUGGCGUCUGUUACUUUCCCCCUCAAUGAGUCGAGCGUUCAGUUUGACGUCCGUGCGGACGUGUGCGUGUCGGGAACGUCCCCGGAGAGCGUGUCGCGCCUGUUAGAGGAGCUGGCGCGGUACGGCACACAUUACCUUCGGCUGAGCCGCUUCUCUCUGGGCUCUGCUGAUAAGAAAGGCCUGGUGUUUCAGGCGUUUACAGGUGGCCUGCGGCGCUAUCUGCACUACUACAGAGCGUGUGUACUAAGCACACCCGCAUCUCUCAGCCUCCUCACCAUCGGCUUCCAUUUCCGCAAGCUGGGCCGGCAGCUUAGGUACCUCGCAGAGCUGUGCUGCGUGGAUGGUGCUGCCGGUGCGCGCCAGGCUGCGUUCCCUGUGGGUGUGAAGCUUCUCUCGUACCUGUAUAACGAAGCACAGAGCAACUGCAGUAACGAGAACUACCCUGUGCUGCUUUCUCUGCUCAAGAGCAGCUGCGAGCCUUACACACGGUUUGUAUCGGACUGGAUGUACAGCGGAUUCUUCAGAGACGUGUAUAAAGAGUUCAUGAUCCAGGUGAACGAGGACUACCUCAGCUACAGAGAUAAGCAUUUCUGGGUGCAGGGCUACACUCUGAUCUCGCAGGACGCGGAGGACUGCGUGCCCGUGUUCCUCCGUCACAUCGCCAACGAUGUUUACGUCUGCGGAAAAACCAUCAACCUGCUGAAAAUCUGUUGCCCACAGCAUUAUAUCUGGUCGGAGGUGCCUGUGCCACGCAUCGCCGUGACAUUCUCUCUGCGGGAGGUGGAGGAAAUCGAGAGAGAUUGCGCCGUGUACCGCGGCCGCAUGGAGACCAUCGCCAAACACAGCGCCAUCAGCAGAGAGGAGCAGGCGUUGCGUACCGAGCUGGCACGCCAAGAGCUCAUCAAUCAGGUCAGAGAGUCAGCAGCCAAGACGCUGGAGAGCAUCCGAGGCCACCAGCUGUCACAGCGUCUGGCUGAGGAGGCUAAGAGGAGAGAGCGCUUUGAAGAGCUGAGGCAUCAGCUAGAACUCGACCAAGAGUGGCGAAAUGCUGUUAAAAUGAAGCAGCAAGAGGAUGACUACAGUUUUGCCCGAGAGCUUAGAGACAGAGAACAGAGGCUGCAGGCCCUCGAGGAGCAGCUGGAGCGCAGGGCACGCAUGGACCUGAUAGCGCAAUACAGUCGUCUGUCUGAGGAGGCAGCUAAGAAAGAGCGGAGGGCAAUGUGGAAAGUACAGAGGUUGAGACUACAUGAAGCCCGAGUAAACUUCCUAGAGCAGGACCAACACACCAUACAGGUUCUGCUUGUGAGAUAUCCUUUAGGACAAGAAUGCCCCAUUCAGGAUCCAGCUCUUACAAAGAAACCACCUCAGGAUCAGCAGGAAUCCCACACUCCUGAGAUACAAAUGAAAAAUCUGACCAUGAAGCAAGAGCUCACUGCUCUUUCUGAUUCAACUCUGCCUCCUCCUUGCCCUCCUGCAGUUCUCCCCCCCUCCACCAGGAACUUCGAUGCUCUGAUCUCUGAUCAAAAUGACAUUACAGACUUCCUCACAAAACCUCCACAUCCCAUGGACAGUACGGCAGUAACCCAGGCUCUACAGGACAUCGGCUGUGACCUGUCCGAAUUCUCUAAAAACCCUGAUUCAGACUAUGACUUCUCCUCCCCCUACAGCCCUCUGGAAUGCCUUAGGCCCCAGUCCCGCUCUGCUCAUCCCUCCCUCUCCCACCAAGUCCCAGAGCCUGGGGCAAGUCAACAUGGCCAUCCUUCACAGAAUUCACGUCAUCUGGAGGAUAAUGCUGCCUCGGGGCAUACGUCGUACGCUAGUCCGAGUGAAUUACAGCCAGCGAAAGAGACACAAGAGCAAAAUGUGGCCACAAAUAAAUGUCAGGAGACAAAUAAACUGCCUAAAGAGAAGAUGUUAAAUGAAGAACAGAAGGAACCUUCAGCAUGUGCUGUGGAUUUGGAGCCAAAACCACCAACGGAUAGUAUAGCAGAGGAGGCCAAAGCUAGUGAGCAGCUUGCUCAGCCCCUUCGGACAUCAGCUGAGCAAAUUCCAAUAGAUCUCACUCUGAUCACUGGCAGUAGCCAAGACUCUGAUCUCCAAAGCAAAUCUAAGAACAAUGUCUCAGGGGUAGCUAGUGUUUCCUCCUCCAAUACUGCCCAGGGUCAUUCUAUUAAUGCUGACAUAAGGACUGGCGGGCUUGUUUCUGAUGCUACCGUGGUCAUUCCCUCACCCAGUAUCCAUGGUCAUGCUUCUGAUGCUCAUAUUAAGGUUGGAGAGCAUGUUUCUGAGGUUACCAUGGCUGUUCCCUCCAGAAAUAUCCAUGGUCAUGUUUCUGAUGCUAAUAUUCAAGUUGGAGAGCUUGUGUCUGAUGUUACCAUGGCUGUUCCCUCUCGAAAUGUCCAUGGUCAUGCUUCUGAUGCUAAUAUUAUGGUUGGAGAGAAUGUUUCUGAGGUUACCGUGGCUGUUCCUUCCCGAAAUAUCCAUGGUCAUGCUUCUGAUGCUAAUAUUAUGGUUGGAGAGCUUGUGUCUGAUGUUACCAUGGCUGUUCCCUCCAGAAAUAUUCAUGGUCAUGCUUCUGAUGCUAAUAUUAUGGUUGGAGAGAAUGUUUCUGAGGUUACUGUGGCUGUUCCCUCCAGAAAUAUCCAUGGUCAUUCUUCUGAUGCUAAUAUUAUGGUUGGAGAGAAUGUUUCUGAGGUUACCGUGGCUGUUCCCUCCAGAAAUAUCCAUGGUCAUGCUUCUGAUGCUAAUAUUAUGGUUGGAGAGAAUGUUUCUGAGGUUACCGUGGCUGUUCCCUCCAGAAAUAUCCAUGGUCAUGCUUCUGAUGCUAAUAUUAUGGUUGGAGAGAAUGUUUCUGAGGUUACCGUGGCUGUUCCCUCCAGAAAUAUCCAUGGUCAUGCUUCUGAUGCUAAUAUUAUGGUUGGAGAGAAUGUUUCUGAGGUUACCGUGGCUGUUCCCUCCAGAAAUAUCCAUGGUCAUGCUUCUGAUGCUAAUAUUAUGGUUGGAGAGAAUGUUUCUGAGGUUACCGUGGCUGUUCCCUCCAGAAAUAUCCAUGGUCAUGCUUCUGAUGCUAAUAUUAUGGUUGGAGAGAAUGUUUCUGAGGUUACCGUGGCUGUUCCCUCCAGAAAUAUCCAUGGUCAUGCUUCUGAUGCUAAUAUUAUGGUUGGAGAGAAUGUUUCUGAGGUUACGGUGGCUGUUCCUUCCCGAAAUAUCCAUGGUCAUGCUUCUGAUGCCCAUAUUCAAGUUGGAGAGCAUGUUUCUGAGGUGACCACACCCACUGACUCCCGUAGCGUCCAUGGUCAUGUUUCUGAUGCCCAUAUAAAAAAAGGAGAGCUGGUUUCUGAGAUUCUUACUCCUCUACCUUCACAAAAGAUCCAUGGUCAUGCUUCUGAUGCUUAUAUUAAGGUUGGAGACCAUGUUUCUGAGGAUACCAUGGCUGUUCCCACCCCAAAUAUCCAUGGUCAUGCUUCUGAUGCUUAUUUUCAAGUUGGAGAGCUUGUUUCUGAUAUUACAGUGGCUGUUCCCUCUCGAAAUGUCCAUGGUCAUGCUUCUGAUGCUCAUAUUCAAGUUGGAGAGUUUGUUUCUGAGGUGACUUCACCCACUGCCUCUCGCAGUGUCCAUGGCCACGUCUCUGAUGCCCAUAUAAAAAUAGGAGAGCUGGUUUCCGAUGUUCUUACUCCUCUACCGUCACAAAAUAUCCAUGGUCAUGCCUCUGAUGCUCAUAUAAAGAUUGGUGAGCAUGUUUCUGAGGUACCUACCUUAACCCCUUCACCUAAUAUCCACGGCCAUGCCUCUGAUGCUCACAUAAAGGUGGGUGAGUAUGUCUCAGACGUUGCUCUAUCUCGCCCUCGUUGGAGCAAACAUGGCCACUCUUCAGACAGCACUCUUAAGGUUGGCUGUCUGAUGCCGAAAGCUCAACCAACACAUUCCCCAUUGCCAGGCAGUGCUUAUGGUCACUCCUCAGACUCCACACUAAAGGUCGGCUGUGUCGUAUCUGGUUCAGACCCGGUGCUUUCCCCACUCCCUGGUAGUGCCUAUGGGCAUUCGUCAGACUCGACACUGGGUGUGGGGUGUGUGGUGAUGGGGCCACAGGUCCCUAAGCAGCCGCCUCUCCCGGGUAGUGCCUAUGGGCACUCGUCAGACUCGACACUAGGCUUGGGGUGUGUGGUGAUGGGGCCACAGGUCCCUAAGCUGCCCCAUCUCCCGGGUAGUGCCUAUGGGCACUCGUCGGACUCGACACUGGGCGUGGGCUGUGUGGUGAUGGGGCCACAGGUCCCUAAGCAGCCCCCUCUCCCUGGUAGUGCCUAUGGACAUUCCUCUGACUCUAGCCUGGGUGUAGGCUGUGUGGUGCAGGGGAUCAGGCCUGGAAGCUCUUAUAGUGAAGACCCUCAGACAGGAUCCAAUCUGCCCCCAGACGACAAGAACAAGCAAGACAGCCAAGACGCACAGGCUGCUUCCCAAACUCAGCUGCUCAAUCUGGGUGAGGGUCUCGCUGCCUGGGCCCAGGGGUUAGGACUGUCCCCGUCCGAGAGACCAGAAGAUGACUACCUCCUCAAGCUGGCCUCUCAGUACCACGCUGAACAGUACGAGGAUUCCUUCAGGCAGAUGAUGUCAGCCCCCGACGCACAGCUCCUGCAGCAGGUGACCCGCGGGCCGAACGUUCUGCCAACGGACUCGUCUCUGCACUGUGCUACAGACUCUACUGCUGUGCAGCUCAGCGAGAUGAUGCCCCUCCCUGUACUCAUGAAACACUCUGUCACAACCCCACUCAUCACACAUUUGUCGAUGGUGAAUAAGGCUGUGGUGGAUUAUUUCUUUGUGGAGCUGAGCGUGAAGAAGCACUUUGAAGCUUUGAGGCACUUCUUACUGAUGGAAGACGGGGAAUUUGCGCUGUCACUUACAGACCGGCUGUUUGAGAAGUUGGGCAGUGGACAAACCCCUGGUGAGCUGCUGACUCCCCUGGUGCUGAACUCCAUCCUGAACAAGGCCAUGCAGUACAGCGUGCACGGCGACAGUGAGCUGGCCACUAACUUCACGUUUGCAUUACGCUACCUUCCCGAGGUGUUCCAUCCCCACGCUCCCGACUCACUCAACUGCCUCGAGCUGCGCUACAAGGUGGACUGGCCUCUGAAUAUCAUAAUAACGGACAGCUGUAUGAAUAAGUACAACCGGCUCUUCUCCUUCCUGCUGCAGCUCAAACACAUGGUGUGGUCUCUCAGUGAUGUGUGGUUUCAUCUCAAACGCACAGCUCUAGUAAAGGGAGCAGGACGCUCGGUGCAGUUCCGUCAGCUGCAGCUAUACAGACAUGAGAUGCAGCACUUUGUGAAGGUGAUCCAGGGCUACAUCGCGAAUCAGAUCCUGCAGGUCUCCUGGAGCGAGUUCACACAAAAACUCAACAGCGCCAACGACCUGGACGCCAUCCAUCACACACACGCAGAGUACCUCAACAGGGCCAUCUUCAGGGCUCUGCUGACGGAGAAAGCCGCUCCUGUGAUGAACAUCAUCCACAGCAUCUUCAGCCUGAUCCUGAAGUUCCGCGGCCAGCUGAUCGCUCAGGCCUGGCAGAGUCAGCAGGGUGAGACGGUGCACCCGAGCUUCGUCGCCAUGCAGCAGUCUUACAACACGUUCAAAUACUACUCGCGCUUCCUGUUCAAAGUGGUUUCCAAGCUGGUCGAUAAAGGCUACCAGCCUCAUUUAGAAGACUUUCUUCUGCGUCUCAACUUCAACAACUACUACAAGGACACGUGACGUUUUUUCCGCCUCUCGCUGAGAAAUGAUCAUGAAACGGAGUUUUCCCCGUCGCUUCUUCAGCCUCACGCCGAAGUCAUGAAAGGCUUUCUAUAUGCAAAUGAUCUGCUUCUAGCCAUUGUAGCUAUCCUGCAGUGAGAGUAUACAGUGCUAUAAGUAUUAUAGCUGUGUGUGUGUGUGCGUGAGAGAGAGAGAGAGAAAGGAAUGUGAUUAGCGUUUCACUUUUAUACAGUCGGUUCAGCACUCACCUGGCAUUCAGGAAUUUUCUCAGACUACUUAGUCCUGGAAUAAAGUUGACUCAAGCGUCUCUUCGCGUUUGUCUUCUGGACAUUGAGCUAAAUUUCCUGCGCAUGAACGAACAUCAGUGCCUGCGUACAUUCGGUCCAGCUUGUCCCAUUACUGCUGUGUUGCAAUUGAAAUAAAAUAAAGAAGCGGAAAGAUUUUCAAGAUUUUGUUUGUUUCCUCGACAGUAAAUGGACCGGAUACGUUCGGGCGAUUAAACGAUUGAACGUAUUUUCAAAUUAGAACGAAAUCCGGGAAGGUUUCGUUGAAUUACGUGGUUCGGUAUUUGAUGCCUGUUUAUAUUCUAUUCAAUAUAAAUAACAUUGUAACUCUGAACACUGUAACUCAUACACACGGUGGAACUGGAACAACAAUAAAGACUCGGCAGGGCUCUUCGA
Messenger RNA from Ictalurus furcatus (blue catfish), 7852 nucleotides. RefSeq names its product tubulin, gamma complex associated protein 6 (gene tubgcp6). Lineage: Eukaryota; Metazoa; Chordata; Actinopteri; Siluriformes; Ictaluridae. The transcript is spliced from 25 exons. The record is from RefSeq and is a predicted model, not a curated record. Gene Ontology annotation, biological process: signaling. Bases 279 to 7172 code for a protein of 2297 amino acids. Gene Ontology annotation, cellular component: endosome membrane. Gene Ontology annotation, molecular function: gamma-tubulin binding.